Penicillium nucicola is the source of this 1065-nucleotide messenger RNA. RefSeq lists its product as uncharacterized. Lineage: Eukaryota; Fungi; Ascomycota; Eurotiomycetes; Eurotiales; Aspergillaceae. Gene Ontology annotation, molecular function: high-affinity zinc transmembrane transporter activity. The record is from RefSeq and is a predicted model, not a curated record. Gene Ontology annotation, biological process: zinc ion import across plasma membrane. The transcript has a single exon. Bases 1 to 1065 code for a protein of 354 amino acids. Gene Ontology annotation, cellular component: plasma membrane.
AUGGCUUUCGACCCUCACAACGUCGACCUAGACACGGCCGACGCAGCCGAAAUUGUCUGCUAUCUUAAUUCCGAAGGCAACGACUAUGACGGCCGCAUGGGAGCGCGCAUCUCAGCCAUCUUCGUCAUCCUAGUCAUCUCCUCAGCAGCUACCUUCUUCCCCGUGCUCGCAAAGCGCGCCCCGCGCCUCCGCAUCCCACUAUACGUCUACCUCUUCGCAAAGUACUUCGGUGCAGGCGUCAUCAUCGCCACAGCAUUUAUCCACCUCCUUGAUCCGGCCUACGACGAGAUCGGCGGAAACUCUUGCGUCGGCUUGACAGGUCACUGGGCCGAUUACUCCUGGUGCCCAGCCAUCGUGCUCACAUCGCUUAUGGUCGUCUUCCUCUUGGACUUUGGAGCUGAGCGCUGGGUCGAGGUCAAGUAUGGAAUCUGUCGUGAGGACCCCGAGCCGAUGAUGGCCACUCCCAGUGGGGUCGAAGUGCAGCAUGAGGUCCGGCGGUCGAUUUCACGCUCUCAUUCGCAUGACAAGCAGGUGAAGGAGAUUGAGUCGCAGUCGCAGGAGCUGCUUAUCGAGCGUUCGUUCAAGCAGCAGAUUGCGGCAUUCCUGAUCCUUGAGUUCGGUGUUAUCUUCCACUCUGUUAUUAUUGGAUUGAACCUUGGUGUUGCGGGCGAGGAGUUCCCGACUCUCUACCCUGUACUUGUCUUCCAUCAGUCAUUUGAGGGUCUGGGUAUUGGUGCUCGGAUGUCGAGUAUUCCUUUCAAGAAGGGCAGCUGGCUGCCUUGGUUGUUGUGUGCUGCUUAUGGACUGACUACGCCUAUUGCUAUUGCUAUUGGGCUUGGUCUGCGCACGACUUACAACCCUGGCUCGUUCACGGCGAAUGUUGUCUCGGGUGUACUUGAUGCUAUCUCUGCUGGCAUUCUGUUGUAUACUGGUCUUGUUGAGCUGUUGGCGAGGGAUUUCUUGUUUGACCCUCACCGUACUCAGGAUGACAAGCGUCUGACCUUCAUGGUGCUGACCUUAUUGCUUGGUGCUGGUAUCAUGGCUCUGCUUGGAAAGUGGGCUUGA